GGGAACUCACAGCAACUUCAGAGAACUGUGAGCAGGUAGAGAAGGAAAUCCAGCAGCACUACAAAAGGCUCAUCUCCAAACUCCAGCUGGAGGAGCAGGAGAUGGUCACCAAGGUACAAAAAGUCAACCGAGACAGGGGAGGGGAACUGACUCGGGAGAAAGAAAAAUUGGUGACAGAACUCGAAAAGAACAAGGAAGGGGUAAAAUUAUGUGAGAAGAUAUUAGACUGUAAAGAUGACACACAAUCCUUGAUCUUGAGAAAAGAAAUGGAAGAAAAGUUCCAGAAGCUGGCCUUGGAGGAAACAGGUAAGAACAGUUUGGUAGGUCAUACAAAAGUGUCUUUCCAUCCCCGUAGUCUAUCCCAGGUUUCUGGAGGUUCCUUGUCAGUGUUUGCUGGGUUCACUAUUGAUGUACAGGAGCCAGCAGUAGAGAGUCUGUCCUGCCCUGUCACUGUCACAACCAACAAUGCAGAUCUAACAGGUGGGAAAGUUGCACCACAGAUAGAAGUGACCUCCCCCCAGGGUAAAACCACCCUCAUACAAACAAGGGCACACACUAGUCCCCCACUAGCUGCAGGGAAGGGACAAACCAGCAGAGUUAGCAGGGUCUGGGGUGCAGAGUGGAGACCUCAGCAGUCAGGCAAACACACACUGGGGGUCUGUAUAGGGGGUAUGAAGGAUCUUUGCUCUCUCAAUGUAGAUGUGGGAAGUAACAAUCAUGUCCUGAGGUUGGGGCAGAAAGGCAGCCAGCAGGGGCAGUUUGACACUCCUAUAGAUGUAGCAGUCAGUGGGGACAGGCUGUAUGUGGCUGAUACUUAUAACCAGCGUGUUCAGGUGUUUGAUCUGAGUGGAAAGUUUUGUCACUCAUUUGCAGUAAAUCCUGGCCCCUAUGGGCUGGCAGUACAGAGGGAUGGGAGGGUUGUUGUAGCUGAUAAGGGCAAACACAGCAUCUUCCUGUUUGAGGCAGAUGGGACACUGGUGAAACAGGUGGGAGGGCAGGGGAAGGGGGAGGGGCAGUUUGAUCAGCCAUACUUUGUCUGUGUGGAUAAAGAAGACAACGUCAUUGUGGCAGAUAAAAACAACCACCGUGUUCAGGUGUUUGACAGGAAUCUGAACUACAAACACAAGUUUGGUCAGUGGGGCAGACUGCCACAGGACAUGUUUGGUCCUGCAGGGGUGUCAGCUGACAGCAGGGGGAACAUAGUUCUGGCAAACUUUGGAGAUGUCUCUGGUGUAAGUGGUGUAGAACAUGGCAGGAAGCUUCAGGUGUUCCGGCCAGACGGCACCUGGGUGUCCACCAUUAGCAGUGAUGGGGACAAACUGAACUGGCCCCACGGGGUGGCUGUGACAGAGGAUGGACAUGUGUUUGUAGUUGAUCCUGAAGACCACUGUGUCAGGAAGUACAGAUACAUGUAA
Molecule: messenger RNA, 1415 nt
Organism: Branchiostoma belcheri (Belcher's lancelet)
Lineage: Eukaryota; Metazoa; Chordata; Leptocardii; Amphioxiformes; Branchiostomatidae
Product: E3 ubiquitin-protein ligase TRIM71-like
Exons: 2
Coding region: 102-1415 (437 amino acids)
Biological process (GO): proteasome-mediated ubiquitin-dependent protein catabolic process; negative regulation of translation; protein polyubiquitination
Molecular function (GO): translation repressor activity; ubiquitin protein ligase activity; protein binding
Source: RefSeq, a predicted model, not a curated record